Odobenus rosmarus divergens (Pacific walrus) is the source of this 2951-nucleotide messenger RNA. It is a transcript of the gene NDC1, whose product is annotated as transmembrane protein 48. Gene Ontology annotation, biological process: nuclear pore organization. Lineage: Eukaryota; Metazoa; Chordata; Mammalia; Carnivora; Odobenidae. Gene Ontology annotation, molecular function: protein-macromolecule adaptor activity. The record is from RefSeq and is a predicted model, not a curated record. The coding region runs from base 236 to 2260 and encodes 674 amino acids. Gene Ontology annotation, cellular component: nuclear pore transmembrane ring. The transcript is spliced from 18 exons.
GCGGGUCCUGAAAUCCCAGUCUCCUUUGGGGAACGUGUCCGCGGGCGCGUUCUGGCGCGUUGGGCCUGUCCAGACGAAGCCUCGAAGGGAUUGGUUGGGGCCUGCCCCGGGCUUCCCUCAGGCAGCGUUUGAGGCAGCCCCAACAGGGUCCUCCUGGGGCCUUUCUCCCUUUGAACUGUGGUGGCGGGCGGGCGCACUGCCUCCUGCACUCCUCAGAGCCGGGGCCGCCAUCACCAUGGCCACGGCUGCGAGUCGGCCUUGCGACGGCGGGUCGCGGGACAUCUUGUGGCGCGUUUUGGGCUGGAGGAUAGUUGCAAGUAUUGUCUGGUCAGUGCUGCUUCUACCCAUCUGUACCACAGUAUUUAUAAUCUUCAGCAGCAUUGAUUUAUUUCAUCCUAUUCAGUGGCUGUCUGAUUCUUUCAGUGAUCUGUAUAGUUCCUAUGUAAUCUUUUACCUCCUGCUGCUGUCAGUGGUAGAAGUAAUAAUAAGUAUUUUUAAUGUGGAGUUCUAUGCAGUUGUGCCUUCCAUUCCCUGCUCCAGACUGGCACUCAUAGGGAAGAUCAUUCACCCUCAGCAGCUCAUGCACUCAUUUGUUCAUGCUGCAAUGGGGAUGCUCGUGGCUUGGUGUGCUGCGGUGAUAACCAAGGGUCAAUACAGUUUUCUUGUGGUUCCCUGCACUGGUACUGAGAGUUUAAAUAGCCCUGCUGCACAGACCUGCUUAAAUGAGUGUCACCUUUUUUUUCUACUGGCUGGAGCAUUUAUGGGCUACAGCUAUAGUCUCCUCUAUUUUAUUAACAACAUGAACUAUCUACCAUUUCCCAUCAUCCAGCAAUACAAGUUCUUACGCUUCAGGAGAUCUCUGCUCUUGUUAGUUAAGCAUAGUUGUGUGGAAUCACUGUUUCUGAUUAGAAAUUUCUGCAUCGUGUAUUAUUUUCUUGGCCAUAUCCCCAAAGCUUGGAUUAGCACUGCAAUGGACCUUCAGAUAGAUGAGCAGUUUCACAGGCCUCUUGACACUGUGCGUGGCCUCUUGAAUCUCUCAUUACUCUACCAUGUCUGGCUGUGUGGUGUCUUUCUUCUGAUGACUUGGUAUAUCUCAUGGAUACUCUUCAAAAUCUUUGCCACAGAGGCUCAUCUGUUCCCUGUUCAGCCACCAUUUUCAGAAGAGUCAGAUGAAUGCCUCCCGAAGGUUUUGAACAGCAGUCCUCCCCUCAUCAUAAAGUAUUUGGCCUUGCAGGACCUGAUGUUGCUUUCUCAGUAUUCUCCUUCACGAAGACAGGAAGUUUUUAGCCUUAGCCAACCAGGUGGACAUCCCCACAAUUGGACAGCCAUUUCAAGGGAGUGUUUGAAUCUUUUAAAUGAUAUGACUCAGAAACUGGUUCUCUACCAAGAAGCCGCUGCUACGAAUGGGAGAAUGGUGUCCUCAUACUCUGUGGAACCCAAGAAAUCGAAUUCUCCAGAAGAAACUACUUUUCAGACCCCGAAAUCUAGCCAGAUACCUCGGUCUUCAGUGCCACCAUUAGUUAAGACAUCACUGUUUUCCUCCAAAUUAUCUACGCCUGAUGUUGGAAGUCCCCUCAGAAGCCCAUUUGGCUCUAGUGUAGUGAAUCGGAUGGCUGGAAUUUUUGAUGUAAAUACCUGCUAUGGGUCCUCUCAAAGUUCUCAGCUAAUAAGAAGAGGGCCAAGAUUGUGGACUUCUGCUUCUGAUCAGCAAAUGACUGAAUUUUCUAAUCCUUCUCCAUCUAACUCUGUUAGUGCUGAGGGUAAGACAGCAAGACAACCCAGUUUGAUUUAUUCAUGGAUUCAGAAUAAACGUGAACAGGUUAAGAAUUUCUUAUCAAAACGGGUGCUGAUAAUGUAUUUUUUCAGUAAGCACCCAGAGGCCUCUAUUCAGGCUGUUUUUUCAGAUGCCCAAAUGCAUAUUUGGGCAUUAGAAGGUCUGUCUCACUUAGUAGCAGCAUCAUUUACUGAAGAUAGAUUUGGAGUUGUCCAGACUACACUACCAGCUAUUCUUAAUACCUUGUUGACGCUGCAAGAGGCAGUCGACAAGUACUUCAAGCUUCCUCAUGCUUCCAGUAAACCACCUCGGAUUUCAGGAAGCCUUGUGGACACUUCUUAUAAAACAUUAAGAUUUGCAUUUAGAGCAUCACUAAAAACUGCCAUCUAUCGAAUAACUACUACAUUUGGUGAACAUUUGAAUGCUGUGCAAGCAUCUGCAGAACAUCAGAAAAGACUUCAACAGUUCUUGGAGUUCAAAGAAUAGCUCAGUAAUAUAAACUGUGUUCAUUACACUGCUGAUACAGCUACAGAUGGGACAGUAAAUGUUCAGCAUUCUUGGAUCAGAAGAAAAUGGACUAAUUAGAUGCUUCCUUUGUCGUGGUGGUUGCUUUGAAAACUAUACUUUAAUGGGAGAAAUCAUGGAAAGAAAUUCUCAACAGAAUAACUGAAAACUGCCUUUUCUGUACCUAUUGCUUUUUGUGUGUGUGGUAUAAUAAAAUCUUUAUUCAGUUUUACAGAAGCCUCUAUGGCGGUAAAAAUGUCUCUAGCUUCUAUAGCUUAAUAAUAAUAGCUGGAAAAUUUUUAGAAUUUACUUUUGAGCUGAGUAGAGCCAGUUCAGAAGGUAAAAUAGGUUGACUUGAUUCAGUCUUCCUAAUUGUGCUGAGAGUUUUAACUCUCUGUACACUCGAAAUCCAUAAGCCUUUUAAGAGUAGUUUCUUUUUACUGAAGGAUAAAAGUGGUAACAGUGCAGAAAAAUUCACAGAAAAAUUACUGUUUCAAGGACAUAUUUUGUUAAUCUGGUAGGUUGUGUUUUUCUUUCCAGGGACAAAUUAAAUUUGCAUGAUUGUCCAAAAAAGAUCUCAAUUUACAGAUGCUAACUCUGUGUAAAGGAAUGUGGAAAAAUUCAGUUCUUAAGUUACAAGAUUAAACAUUCACAUUUGGUUUUCGAAAGACGA